Scaptodrosophila lebanonensis is the source of this 1670-nucleotide messenger RNA. It is a transcript of the gene eff, whose product is annotated as ubiquitin-conjugating enzyme E2-17 kDa. NCBI's taxonomy places the organism in Eukaryota, Metazoa, Arthropoda, Insecta, Diptera, Drosophilidae. Gene Ontology annotation, biological process: protein polyubiquitination; ubiquitin-dependent protein catabolic process. The transcript has 5 exons. Gene Ontology annotation, cellular component: nucleus. The record is from RefSeq and is a predicted model, not a curated record. Gene Ontology annotation, molecular function: ubiquitin conjugating enzyme activity. The coding region runs from base 369 to 812 and encodes 147 amino acids.
GUUAGUCGUGUCGGUCGUUCCCGCUUCCACUCGCUGACUGGACCGCUUCAGCCCGCAUUGGUUGAAAUCGUCGCCGUAGUUGUCGUCGUCGGGUCGCCGUUCAUACUCGCAAGUGCUGCAAAUAUAUAUUUCUAGCAUUCGAAGAAAAGCGGAGCAGAAAAUAGACAGAACACACAGAAAAGUAUAAAUAAAAAGCGCAUCACAGCUUUUGUGUUUCGUUUAGUUUUUCAACAAUUUCAAACAUUUUCCCUCAGUUCUCGUGCUAAUCGACAAAGAACAAAAGAAAUACGCGGAGCGAAUCGUCGAAGCAAGCAACUUAAACCAACCAACCACACACACACACAAGAAAAUCAAAUUUCAAUCAGAAAAUGGCGUUAAAAAGAAUCAAUAAGGAACUGCAAGAUCUGGGCAGAGAUCCACCUGCACAAUGUUCAGCUGGACCAGUUGGCGAUGAUUUAUUUCACUGGCAAGCUACAAUAAUGGGCCCGCCGGACAGCCCUUAUCAAGGAGGUGUAUUUUUCUUAACCAUACAUUUUCCAACAGACUAUCCUUUUAAACCACCAAAAGUGGCUUUUACAACACGUAUAUACCAUCCAAACAUUAACAGCAAUGGAUCGAUUUGUCUCGAUAUAUUAAGAUCUCAGUGGUCGCCAGCAUUAACUAUUUCAAAAGUCUUAUUAUCUAUUUGCUCUCUACUCUGUGAUCCAAAUCCGGAUGACCCGCUUGUUCCAGAGAUUGCCAGAAUAUAUAAAACUGAUCGGGAAAAAUACAAUGAGCUGGCACGAGAGUGGACUAGAAAGUAUGCUAUGUGAUGCGUUCCAGUUUGCAGCAACAGUCCAACAACAACAACAACAAUAAUAACAACAAAUUCAACAUCAGAAACAACAGCAACAAAGAUAGCAGUUUACAGCAAUAGUUACAACAACAAUAAAGCUAAUCGAAGCUGCAGCGGCCGCAGUGCGGCUGUUCAUACCAACAACAACAUCAAUAAGAGCAACAUCUACAACAACAACAAUAGAAGCAGCUGCAGCUUCGACAACAACAAGAACAUCGUCUACAAAAACCACAACAGCAACAACAUCAAAGAUAUCAAGUGCAGCGGCGGCGACGGCAACAACAACCACCAUUAUUGCCAUAUUGCCACGUUUGGAGCGGAGGGGACGAUGUUAAAAUCACAAGAACCACAACAGCAACAACAACUGAGCAAAUGGCAGAUUGGAAAUAAGUUUUGACCGAACAGCAUAAAGAGAAAAGAAAUUAAUUUAAUAAUAAUUAAUGAAAAAUUAUGUAAGCAUAAAACAUUUAAAGCUAAACACAGCUACCAACAUCAGCAUCAAACACAAUAAAUUAAAUAAAAAAUAAUAAUAAAAAUUAAAAAAUACAAAGAAAAACCAACCUACAAAUAAAAAUCAGCUGGAAGAAAAUUAUUAUUAUUAUUAUAUUAUAUUUAAAGAACCGGAAAAAAAUAAAAAAUUAUAUAAAUUCAAUUCAUAUCCAUUAAGCGAAAAGUAAAACCAUUUGAGAGAUCCCCUCCCCCCAGACCCCCUAUACACCCCAGACACACACUUAUUAUUACAUUUAUAAUUAAACAAUGAUUUCUUUUAUGAAUUACAACAAGAAAAAUGAAAAUUAACAAAAAACGAAAAGAAAUGAAAGUUUGAGUUCAGUCA